AUGGCUCGUUAUUGUCAUUUAUCAUAUACAUUUACAAAAGCUAAUAAUUUUACUUAUUCGCUUACUCGUAAUGCUUUAACAACAUACACUUAUUUUAUUAAUUCUAAUGCUCCAUUUACUAUUUAUAAUCGUCGUUUGUCUUCAAAUACAGGAGUACGUAAACCUUUAUUUGACAAGGUUUUAAUUGCAAACCGUGGCGAAAUUGCUUGUCGUGUAAUGCAAACUGCUAAGAAAUUAGGCAUAAAGACAGUAGCAGUUUACAGUGAAGCCGAUAGACAUGCUUUACAUGCAGAUGAGGCAUAUUUAAUAGGUUCUGCUCCAUCAGCAGAUAGUUAUUUGAAUAUCAAUAAAAUCAUUUCUGUUGCCAAACUGAGCAACUCCCAGGCUAUUCAUCCUGGAUACGGAUUUUUAUCUGAAAAUCCGGUUUUUGCUGAUCUCUUAGCAAAAGAGAAAAUAACAUUUAUUGGUCCUCCAGCAUCUGCAAUGGUUUCGAUGGGCUCUAAAAGUGAGUCAAAAGACAUUAUGAUUGCUUCCAAUGUUCCCGUUGUUCCAGGUUAUCAUGGCAAAAAUCAAGAUCCUCAAUUUUUAAAACAAAAAGCUUCGGAAAUUGGGUAUCCCAUAUUAAUCAAAGCAAUUAAGGGUGGUGGUGGCAAAGGAAUGCGAAUUGUAAAUAAUCCAUCAGAAUUUGACAUUCAACUCGAGUCGUCCAAAAGUGAAUCGAUGAAAUCUUUUGGAGAUGAUCAAGUGCUCAUUGAAAAAUAUCUUUUAACUCCUCGUCACGUUGAAGUACAAAUCUUCGCUGAUAAACAAGGAAAUGUAGUUCAUCUUUUUGAGAGAGAUUGCUCUGUUCAAAGAAGACAUCAAAAAAUUUUGGAAGAAGCACCGGCUCCAGGAUUAGAUGAUAAAAUAAGAGAAGAUCUUGGUGCAAAAGCUGUUGCGGCAGCUAAAGCUGUAAAUUAUGUUGGCGCUGGUACUGUAGAAUUUAUUAUGGAUAAUUUAGAUAAGAAAUUUUAUUUCAUGGAGAUGAAUACAAGAUUACAGGUUGAACAUCCUGUUACAGAAAUGGUUACCUCUACAGAUUUAGUUCAAUGGCAAUUAGAAGUUGCUUCAGGUAAUCCACUACCUGUUACGCAAAAUCAGUUAAAGCUUGAAGGUCACGCUUUUGAAGCGCGUAUUUAUGCAGAAAAUCCUGCGAAUGAUUUCUUUCCUGAUAUUGGUCCUUUACUUCAUCUUCGAACGCCAUCACCAUCAUCAAAUGUUCGAAUUGAAACUGGAUUUGAACAAGGUGAUGAAAUUAAUGUUCAUUAUGAUCCUAUGAUAGCCAAAUUAGUUGUAAAAGGUCAAGAUCGUACGGAGGCGCUAAGAAUUUUGAAGAAUGCUUUAAACGAAUAUGAGGUGGUUGGUUUACAUACCAAUAUUGAAUUUUUAAAAAGUGUUGUCUCACACAAUGCUUUUAUUAAUGGAGAAGUUGAAACUGACUUUAUAGCA
This is a messenger RNA of Funneliformis mosseae, 1488 nucleotides long. NCBI's taxonomy places the organism in Eukaryota, Fungi, Glomeromycota, Glomeromycetes, Glomerales, Glomeraceae. The record is from the annotation of a GenBank genome assembly.